Messenger RNA from Metopolophium dirhodum (rose-grain aphid), 6291 nucleotides. Its product is annotated as transcriptional regulator ATRX homolog. The transcript is spliced from 25 exons. Bases 155 to 4324 code for a protein of 1389 amino acids. Gene Ontology annotation, cellular component: nucleus. Gene Ontology annotation, molecular function: ATP binding; ATP-dependent chromatin remodeler activity; ATP hydrolysis activity. The record is from RefSeq and is a predicted model, not a curated record. Lineage: Eukaryota; Metazoa; Arthropoda; Insecta; Hemiptera; Aphididae.
UUGUUAUAUUAUUUUGAUAUUCAGUUAUUCCCUUAUUGGCUCACGUUGUCCCAUUAUUCUCAACUCUCGUCCCUCAAUGAAUUAGUUUUUACUUUUUAGGAAGUUUUGUGGCGUUUCCGCGUUGGUUAGCAUCCAAGUUGUGCAACCCAUCAACAUGGAAACCGUUUAUCCCAACAACGAUGAAAUACAAUUCCGCAAACAACAUUUUGAAGUUGUUGAAGACUUUUUGAACACUAAAGUUGAAUGUACAAUUUGUAACGAUGAUCUAUUAAAUGAUAUUAUUUUGAAGAAAACAAUAAUGGUUCAUCGAAGUUAUCUAAUCCUAUGUUGCAAAAACUGUUUUUACAAGUUGUGUGAAGACAACAACUAUAGUUGUAUCUUAUGCACAUCUAACAAAGAUCAAUCUAUUUGUGUAAAAUGCAAUCUCAAUAUUUGUAAACGGUGUGUUGAUAAUUAUAAAAUUGAACAAAUGUGCGAUGGUGUUGUAAAUGAAUGCUUUGCUUGUGUACCACAAAUGUUAUGGAAACAAAGAGCUCAAGCUGCUAAUGUGUUAAAAGUAUUUUUUUCUCAGUUAUGUAUGCCAAAUAAUUUAUUAGUAAAUGAAACAGAACAUGAACAAGCUGUUCGCAAAUACUUAAUUAAAGAAGCUAAAAUUGGACAAAAUUCCUUUAUAGGUAGCAUUAAAAACAACCUAUACGCUGAUUUCAUUUUAAAACCAUACAAGUUAUUUAUAAUAAAUGAACUAUCAGAAUUUACUUUUGAUGAUAUUGAUACUAUUCCUCUUGAUGAACAUUUAAAUGGAUUUUUUAAUAUUUUUGAGAAUAUUUUAGAGAAAACCUGUUCUACAUUAACCAAUUUUAAGAACAUAUUUAAUAUAAGCUCACAUUUAAGUCAUAGUGUAUGUGAUAUGAUGAGAUCUCUAUGCAUUGAUAAAGAUAAAGAUAUGUUAAUGAGUGAUUCAAUAAUAAAUACAAAUUUAGAUGAAGUAGUACAAAAUAAUUCAAGCACUCUAUUAAUAAAUAAUUCCAACAAAUGUACUACAAGAAUUUUAAGAUCACAAAAUAAACACAUAACGGAUGCUGAUCAAUUAAACUCAAAGAUAUCUUUUUCGUCAGGCUUGCUAUCAAAACCCAAAGUCCUAAAUAAGAAAUUAAAUGUUGCUGUUGCUAAAAAGCAGUUGAACAAAUCCAAUACUUUAAGUGUGAUUAAUAACAAGUCAUCUAAUGAAGUUAAUAUUGAUUUAGUAAAAGAUACAAUAAUUGAUCCUGAGCAUUUAUUUGAAGAUAAUGAUAAAGAUGGUAGAAUAGAGGACACAAGAAAAUUGAGCAAUCAAAAUGUAAUUAAUAUUAAUAAGACAAAAAACCAACCUAAAAAUUCAGCAAAAAAUAUAAAAAUACUGAGUGAAGAAUAUGAUGGAAAAGAAAAUAAUAGUCUAAUGUAUUUAAAUGAUGUUGAAAACUGUUCCAAAAAAAAAAUCAAAGGUGAUGAAGUUAUUACUUAUGAUACUGAUAGCGACCAAACUAAAAAUACAAGUUUGAAAGUAUCUCCAAAAAAAGAAGUUAUAAAGUUUAAAAAAAUUGAUGAGCUUGACUGUGAUGUGAUAAAUUCAAAAUUAACUGAUUCUAUAACCUGUGAAGAAACACAAUUAGACUUAAAUAAUGUGAUUACUAUUCAUGGGUAUGAUGAAACAGAAAAUGUAGAAAUUGUUGAAAUGCCUGUAACCUCUGAUGAACAUAAUAAUGAAAACAUUGUAACUUAUUCAAAACAGUCAUCUUCAUUUACUAUGCCAUCAGUUUGUAAUAAUGAUGAUAAUUCUGAUGUUGAAUUUAUUAAAGAAAAUAAAGGAACAAAAAGAAUGCUGAUGGUGUCUGACUCUUCUAAUGAUUCAAAUUCAUCAAUCAAAAAAACUAAAAAACUAAAAAACAAAAAUCAAACUAUUAAACAAAGUAUAUUUGAUUUAUCGACUAGCAACAGCAGCAGCAGUAGCAGCAGUUCUGAUGAAAAUUCAACUGCUAUAACGGUUAAAAAACGUAGAAGAAUUAGACAACUGUCUAAUGAGAGAUCUGAUGAAGAUUCUGAUAAUAAUAAAACAUCACGUGAUCAUAUCAUAUCAAUAAAAGGACGAAAAAAUAUUCGUAGAUUGAUAACACAAAAAGAACUCAGUAAAUCUACCCAAAAUGCCAUAGAAGAAGAAGAACUACGGAAAACACGCAUUCAGGAACGUCAACAACUAUAUAAUGAAAUUUGUGACUUACCAACACCCUUGGAAACAGAAUCCUGUAAAAAGUUAGUACUAGAUUUUGAUGUUAAAACAAAUGAGGAACUUGUUGCAGUUCAUCCAGAUCUAGUGAAGUUUCUCAAACCACAUCAGGUGAAAGGAAUUAGAUUUUUGUGGGAUUCUGUAUUUGAAUCAUUAUUAAGAAUAAAAGAACAUAAAGGAAAUGGAUCAAUCUUAGCUCAUUGUAUGGGUCUUGGUAAAACUCUACAAAUAAUUGCUUUGGUUCAUACAUUAUUUAGGUACCCAGAAACUGGUAUUAAAACUGUAUUAAUUAUUACUCCCAAUGCAACAAUUGAAAAUUGGUGCAAAGAAUUUCAUAAAUGGUUACAUGGUAUUGAUGAAGAAAAACAUUUUUUUGUACUUAACUUAGUUGAAUCAAAAACAUAUGAAAGUCGGAAAAAUAUUAUAGAUGAAUGGCAAAGAGAACAUGGCGUUUUGAUUACAAGCUAUGAGUUGUAUAGAUCCGUCGUUAAUUACAAGUAUAUUGCCAAGUUUCCUUCAAUCUUAGAAGGGCUUGUUGAUCCAGGACCGGAUCUGAUCAUAUGUGAUGAAGGACAUGUAAUAAAGAAUCAUGUUACAGCAGUAUCAAAAUCAAUUAAUCGUAUUAAAACACUUCGAAGAAUUGUGUUAACUGGAACACCAUUACAAAAUAAUUUAAAAGAAUAUCAUUGUAUGGUUGAUUUUAUUCGACCAAAUUUAUUAGGAUCAAUAAAAGAUUUUACUAACCGUUUUAUAAAUCCAAUUACUAACGGGCAAUACUCUGAUUCAACUCCACUAGAUGUAGAACUGAUGAAAGGAAGAUCACAUGUAUUACAUAAAAUGCUCGAAGGAUUUGUACAAAGAUUUGACUAUAGUGUUCUUACACCUUUUUUACCUCCUAAACACGAAUAUGUAAUUUAUUUGAAGUUAUCUGAUAAACAAAUAGAAUUAUAUCAGAGAUAUUUAGAUUCUUACAGACAACCAGAAUUAUUUACUAAUUACAAUAUGCUACAAAUAGUUUGGACCCAUCCUAAACUUUUAGCAGUAUAUGCUGAACGAACGGAAUCAAAAAGAGAAAAACAAAAACUUAAGGACAUCAGUUAUAUUGAUUCUUUUUCAAAUUCUGUCGAAGAAGUUGAAAAUAGGCACAAACCAGUCUCGAUUCUUAACUCAUCAAUCACUAAGAAACCAAAUACAUACCUUAAUUGGUGGAAACCAUAUGUGUCAAACUCUGAUUUGGAAUCGGUGUACCCGUAUUCAAAGUUUAUAAUGAUGUUUUCAAUACUUCAAGAAUGUGAAAAAAUUGGUGAUAAAGUGUUAUUAUUUAGUCAGUCAUUAUUUACUCUUGAUCUAAUCCAAGAUUUUUUGGAAAAUGCUGAAGAUAAAGGCGGUCCUUAUGGUAAAUCUUGGGAUCACGGUGCAGAUUUUUAUAGAAUUGAUGGUUCAGUCAAUUUAAAAGAAAGAGAAGAUUAUUGUGAAAAAUUCAAUGAUGUCAAUAAUACUAGGAUGCGUCUAUUAUUAUUGUCGACAAAAGCUUUUAAUUUAGGUAUUAAUUUAGUUGGUGCUAAUCGAGUUAUUAUUUUUGACAUGACAUGGAAUCCAUCUCUAAAUGUUCAAAGUAUAUUUCGUGUAUUUAGAUUUGGACAGACUAAACCAUGUUAUGUUUAUAGAUUCAUUUCUGAGGGUACAAUGGAGCAAAAAAUAUAUGAACGUCAAAUAUCAAAGUUAUCAAUGGCUUUCCGUGUAGUCGAUGAACAUCAAAUUGAUCGUCAUUUUAAUGCUAAAUGUCAGGAAGAACUUUAUGAAUUUGAACCAAAUACUACUAAACCUAAAUCAACAUUACAUUUACCUAAAGAUCGUUUGAUGGCUGAAUUGAUAUUGAGGCAUGAAGACCUUGUAAUGAACAUACUAGAACAUGACUCAUUACUACAAAAUAACGAGGCUGAAGAAUUAGAUGAGAAUGGUAGAAAUGCUGCAUGGGAAAAUUAUAAAAAAGAAAAUGAUUCAGCUAACGUGUCUAUUAAACAACCAAUAUUACCAAUAUUUUGUGGAUCUGAAAGUGAAUAGAGAAUAAGGUACUCACUACUCUGUCUCCUGAAACCGUGAAUAUAUGUAUAUUUAUAAUGUUAUUUGAUACUCAUUGAAGAUUGGGUUGGUAAGUUAUUCUAAUGCUAUACAUUUCAUUUGAUUUUUUUUAUUAAAGGAGCACAUAACAAACAUUUUUUUUUUUUUAAUUUUUAAGUUUUCAAAACUAAGUAAAAUGGUGUAGGUUAAACAUUUUUACUCGCAAAAUUCAAUAAGUUAUGAGGAAUUGAAAAAAUAUGAGGGACAUCGGUUGGGCAUGCCGUUUUUUAGUGUCUAUAAUAUUAUACCAUCUAUACGUGUAAAAGUUGCUCGCUUCACACAAUAAUUUGCUUAAAAGUAUAUAUUUGAAUUUUCGUUGUAUGUGUGAUGUGUUUUUACUUUUUAUGCACUGAACACAUGGGCGAAAUCAGAACUUGUCUUAAUUGUUUAGCUUUUUUGAAAUAUUUAAAAUUUUAUAAUUGGCAUACCCCUUGAGAUUAUGCCACGUACCCCAGGUUGAGAACGGCUGGUCUAAAGCACAAAAUAACACAAUGCACAAUUAUACGUAAAUCAAACAUCAAAAAUAAAAUGUUUAGAGUGGUAAAUCUUUAUGUAAAUUGAGCUUACACGUGUAAGAUAUAGAAUUAUAUUGCGCUCGGCCCAAUUAUGUCACUCAGUUAUUCUAUAUACCUCAAUAUCUCCUUUAAUAAUAUUAUUUAUGUUAUGAGCGGGGUGAUGAAUGUAUUUUUGACCAAAUUGUUUUUAAUAGUUCUGAUGACAAUAAUUUAAUAUUUAAAGAAAAUAUUUUUUUUGUGUUAUGUGAUCCUUUAUGUUACAUUAUAGUUUUCUUUUUUAUUAGUUUUCCUCAAGCCUCCAUAAGACACAACUUACUGAUUUAUUUAUUUAAGUGGAUAAAAUAAUAUACACAAAAUCUUGAACAAUAAAUUAUUAUAUAAACUAUAGUAUAGAUCUAUAGUAAGGGUUUUUUUUUUUAUACUAUUAAAUAAACUUGGUAUACAUAUUAUUUGUGAUUUUUAUUAUAAACAUAUUUUCAACUAUUUUGUUUACAAAUCUGACUGUUAAUGUAGAUACUAAUUUGAUCUAUAAUUCUUAAAUAAAAAAAAUAACCUAACAUAUGAUUUUGAAAUAUUUGUUAUAUUGUAUUUUUAAUGACCUAUGGUUCUAUAUUUUUUUACAAGGAAAGUACUUUAAAAUGUUAAUUAUAUAUUAUAUAAUUAUGAUUUUUUUUUUUAUUAUUUAUGAGAAGAUCCUAAUAAUAUUUUUAAGCAUUGAGUUUUUUUUUUUUAAUUGUAUGUAUUUUAUUUGAGAUGACGAGUAUUGUAUGAAAAUGUAAAAUAAAAAAAUUUUAAGAGUAUGUCUUGCAGUAUUGUCUUUGUCGUACAAACGUACAACAUACAUAUCAAAUUUGCGUUCAGCAGUACCAAUUUUGUGUUGUUAGGUUUAAUUAACUACUAAUUUCUACUAAAAUCCCACACUCACCAUUUCAUCCUAAAUCUAACCAACACAUGCAGAUAGUCGCUACAUCUAUAAAUAUUAACUCCAUACCCACGUCUAUUGCAUCAGCCUACUUCCCACCUGGAUCACCUUUUCCGGCAGAAGAUCUGUCACUAUUUCUUCAAACACUUAAUCACACAUACAUCAUAGGUGCAGACUUUAAUGCGAAGCACGAAGCAUGGGGCUGUCGCUCAAAGAACACUAGAGGUCGCACUCUACACAACUUUAUAACAAUCAAGCGCUCUAAGGUUAUCUCUCCAGCCUCCCCCACCUACUGGCCAACCCACGCAAAUCGUCACCCUGAUUAUCUUGAUUUUUUUCUAUCUAACCUCCCCAAUCACAUCCAUAUAAAUAUUUCUAACCUUAAUGACCCUGCAUCUGACCACACACUGAUCAUCCUCAAUAUUCAAGCAAAUGUUCCCUUCCACACAUUCGUUAAAAAACGCACAGAUUGG